Enterobius vermicularis (human pinworm) is the source of this 2512-nucleotide messenger RNA. NCBI's taxonomy places the organism in Eukaryota, Metazoa, Nematoda, Chromadorea, Rhabditida, Oxyuridae. The record is from the annotation of a GenBank genome assembly.
UGGCAUGAAUGAGUUAUUUGGUGUUCAGAUAAGACUUCGGAAACGUAUUUUUUAGCGUUACUUAACUGAUUUACAAGGAGACAAAAAUGAACUUUAUUAUUUGGGUACCUGGGAUAUAGAAGCUGAGGAUGAUAAGAAGGACAGAGAAUUUAAUUUGUUUUUUAUGAGACCAGUAUUUUUUUUUACAUUUGUUUCUAUUAGAGUUGAAAGAACCCAAUAUUUUUUGUCAAAAAUGUACCUGUCAGUUGUGUUUAAGGCGACUUCAUUGGAUACUGUUGUAGUCGGUGACAUAAAGGACGUUUAUUCGCUUCCUAGAGAGAAAAGAUGGAUGCUAUAUCGUUUCUGGUGUACGAGACUGCAAAAUUAUGCCGAAGAAAGGCUGAAAGUCAUGCUUCAAAGUUACAAGGAUUUAACAGGUGAACUAAAGCAGAGGAAAGUCAGUUGUGAAAAUGAUAUCAUUGGUGCAACAACAACUGGUGCGGCCAAGUCAAGAGCCCAAUUAAACGAAAUAGGAUGCCCUGUCGUGAUUGCGGAAGAAGCAGCAGCAGUUUUGGAGGCUCACCUCGUUGUAAGCAUACCUCUUCAUUGCAAACAUGCAAUUUUGAUCGGAGAUCACCAGCAAUUAAGGCCGAACCCAGCUGUUUAUGAAAUGGCUAAAGAGUACAAUCUUGAAAUUUCGUUAUUUGAAAGAAUGGUGAGAAACAGUUACCCUUAUAAAGCACUAUUGGUCCAGCACCGGAUGAGUCCGUUGAUUUCUGAUACAUUAAUGAAACAUUUUUAUCCCGAACUGGAGAAUGGCAGUAAAGUUUUCCAUUAUCCCUCAGUACGCGGUACUUGUCAGCCUCUAUUCUUUAUCAGUCACAAAUAUCCUGAAAACCAGUCUAGUUUGUUUUGUCACCAAAAUGAAUUUGAAGCUGACUUCGCUGUAAGCUUAACGAAUUACUUUCUUCAGCAGCACUACGGAUUGGAAGAAGUAACGAUUUUAUGUGCCUAUUUGGCGCAGGCAGCGCUCGUAAAGCGUUUAGCAAAACAGAAAUUCAAUGACUUUGAAAAGCUUGUCAUUGAAACGGUCGAUGCUUACCAAGGAAAAGAGAACAAUAUAAUUAUUUUUUCGGCUGUUCGUUCGAUUCCUUCCGCCUCUAUUGGAUUCUUGGCCGUUCCGAAUCGCGUUUGCGUAGCUUUGUCGCGAGCUAGAUAUGGAUUUUACAUGAUUGGUAACAUGGAUGUUCUGACGCACUUUUCGAAACUGUGGCGGAAGAUAUGCAAUUCUUUAAUUUAUGAGAAAUGCAUUGAGGAUGCGUUUCCAGCUUACUGUGCUGUACAUGAUCGCCUUCAGGUCAUUUUCGUUGAUUUGAAUUCAGAUUUCUUAAAUAAAACUCUUAAUGGAGGUUGCGAUAUUCCAUGCGGCUUCUUACGACAGUGCGGCCAUUAUUGUCGAAGGACAUGUCACAAUGACGAUCUUGAUCACAUGGCUCAGUGUGAUGGUAUUUGUGAAAAACUGUGUAAGAAUAAAGCAUUUAUGCAUCCUUGCGCUAAAAAGUGUGGACAGGUUAGUAGUUUUUUAAGAUGUUUUGAGGCCGAGUUAUUUCCAUGUGGUCAUACAACAGGAGUCGUUUGUUACCUCUAUGACACAAUUCGGUGUAAGCAAAAGUGUGAAAAGACUUUGGAUUGCGGGCACCUCUGCUCAAAAAAAUGUUGUGAAAGUUGUGAUUGUGACAAGGUAGGUUUACUAAACAGCUUUUACUUGUGUUAUUUUCACUUGAUCUUGAUACGAAUAAUGGGUAUGCGAAGAAGAUUGGCUUGUGGUCAUGAAGUGGAAGUAUUUUGCGGGCGGGAUAGCGUUGACGUAAAGUGUACAGCAUUUGUGGAAAAGAAGUUUGUUCAUUGUGGUCAUUCUGCUUUGGUUCGUUGUUCAGAAUGGGACAGUGCUGUUUGCGACGUAAUCUGUGGGAAGCAGUUACCUUUUAAUUGUGGACAUCGCUGCAUAUCAAAGUGUGGAAUCUGUUGUCCUAAGACUUGCAACAACCCUUGUUCAAAGCUUCUUCCAUGUGGUCAUCCUUGUCAACUGCUUUGUGGGGAACCCUGUAAGACAGACUGCGACUAUAGCUGUGAAAAUGAAUCUCCUUUGUUGAACUUUCAGGGUAGUUUGCGGAGAUGCAAAGAUCCGUGCAUUUUUUGUUUGGAAGCUUGUGCAACCAAGGGUUGUGGGAAGAGAUGCUGGGAACCAUGCAACUUUGUAUCUUCUAUUUCUCCUUGUCUUCUAUGUCUGGAGUGUGGCCACCGGUGUUUGGGGCUUGAGUCAGAGAAGUGCCCAGGUGGUGUAUUUCAAACGAACCUUUAUUUGUUAAAGCCAGUAGAAAGCGGGAAGCGAGUAAUACAGUUUGAAAGUUGCAAGUGUGUCUUGCUUGUAGAGGUAGGUUUUCUACUUAAUUGUGGUGAAAAAAAAGCCUUCCCACGUGUAGCGUACGCAUGUAAAUGGUCUUGUUUUCUAAAUUGUACGGUAGCUUACUAA